AUGCCGAAACUUCGAGUCUGUCACUCUACUACGCCGCCUAUCCAAUGCGUCCUCCGUCUUUCUCCGCGUUCAUCGCGUCCAGCGCGGUCCUCUCAUCGUCUUCGUCCUCGAACCUACGUCUCAAACGCAUCCCAGAAUCUAGCACAGUGGCGCAUCGGACCCCAUGAGGAGCUAUGGUUCACUCCGUCUUCACCACAGCUCUUCUCGCCAACCGGCGCUGGCGCAUUCGAUAGUCCAAAUGGAGAUGCGAAUGGUGGCCACCGGCCCCCAGAUGAACGGAUAAUCAAGCUUGGAAAGACUCUACGGAUUCUUUCCCCGCUACUACCGACAAUGCUUGUAAACCCUCUUCCACCAGAGAUCCUCUCCCCGCAUGUCACCCUCCAUCUUUUCCCGUCGACACACCCACAUCUGCCAACAGUCAGGGGUCGAGUACUAUAUCGUGCAGCCUUGUGGACGGUACCGGUUGCCUGGAGUAGCGUACCGCUGGUCGGAAACGUCAAGCUGCAGAUUCUAAGCGAGCGGAUGGUUCGCGCAGGAACAGUGAUCGAUUCUCGGCCAAGCGGCGAAAACGACUGUGGCGAUGAGCGGCUUGUUGUACGCUGGAGAACGGAGGCGAGAAAUGAACAUAAUGAGCCAGUCAACUCUGCGCAUCAGAGUAGUCGUCAGGCAGCCUCUACAGACGGGACAAACAAGGGUCUCAGCGUCCUCCUUGGAGGCGAAGCGCCCAUAUUCAAAUUGUCCAAGGAAGAGCAAUUCACCGGACUCUUCAUCUUCUCUUUUGAUGAGGAAGGUCGAAUCUCCAGCCAUACCAUCGAACAUGCGGAUGAUGCUGAUGGAUGGGAUCGCACCGCGAAAUUCGUCACGUUGACAGACUGGCUGCUUGGGAAAGCACGAGGUUCUAUGGAUCCGUCCGCAGGCCCUGGGUUGGCUAUACAUGGUUGCAAUAGUCUGGACUCUCUUCGUUCAGGACGGACGCACGCUUGA
Messenger RNA from Paecilomyces variotii, 984 nucleotides. RefSeq lists its product as hypothetical. The transcript is spliced from 2 exons. Bases 1 to 984 code for a protein of 327 amino acids. The record is from RefSeq and is a predicted model, not a curated record. NCBI's taxonomy places the organism in Eukaryota, Fungi, Ascomycota, Eurotiomycetes, Eurotiales, Thermoascaceae.